CCCUGAGGAAGAGGUUGCGCGUGUAGCGCACCGAGACCAUCCUGGCGGCCGUUGUAGUGCCGAGAGAGUCGCGCGAAGGUGUACAAGCAGGUGCUGCUACGUGGAACGGCCGGCUAGCGACUGUCGCCCCCGCCGAAGAUGCGAGAGAGAUUCGGACGUGUGCUUAUGUGCGAUAGGCUGCCUUUAUGUGUGGUGUGCCGUGGUGAUGGUAGUUUUCCGUCUUUCUCCAGCGCGUUAUCUCUCCGUCUCUCCUCUUCGCUCUCUUCGCGCUUGCCGUCGUCGAAAUAAGUAGUUCGCUGCGGCUGCUCGCGAUAAACGGGCCGACUACUACUCGGCUACCACUACUCUAUACUACUGCUGUUGCUGUUCUGGUGUGGUGGUCCGUCCUCGGGUUGGGAUACUUUUGUGCGAAAUUGAUGUGUGGCGCGGUACUCUCUGCCGCUCUGCGCGCGUAGUGUAUAGUGACGAUUCGCAACGGUUUCCUGACAGGACAUUCGGGGGGACGUCUUAAUCACCUACAGUGGUCCAAGUCGACGCAGUAAGCAUCAGUUGUGCACAGCUUUGACUUUCUGCUGAUUGAUGCAUAUUUUGUUUGUCAUGUUUCUCGAGUUGGUGCUAUUUGAAGACUGAUGUGAUUUGUUGAUGUUUUAAGAGGAACAAAUAUGCAACACAAACGUAUUUUCGUGACUGUAGGAACAACUAAAUUCGAUGAAUUGAUCAAGACUGUAACCAAUAAUGAUGUUUUAAAGGAGUUGAAUGAUAAAGGAUAUAACGAAUUAGUACUACAGAUUGGAAAGACAGACAUUGAGCCUGAUUGUACUCCCAGAUGCGGUUUCAGUCGCAUAGAAGCUUUCAAAUUGAGCCCAUCCUUGCAUGAGGCAAUGGAGUCUGCUGAUCUCAUAAUAAGUCAUGCUGGAGCAGGGAGUUGCUUAGAAGCUCUUGAGUUAGCUAAGCCUCUAAUUGUUGUUACAAAUGAUCUUCUCAUGAAUAACCAUCAGUUGGAACUUGCAGAACAACUUUACAAAAAUGGGCAUUUGUAUUAUUCAAACUGCAAAAACUUGGCAGGACUUAUUAAAUCAAUGGACUUAUCCAAGUUGAAACCAUUUCAAGGUGAUAAUAGUAAAGAGAUUGCAAAUGUGAUAGAUGAAAUAAUGGGAUUUCAAUAAAAGCUCUAACUUUCAAACCAUUUUAUACCUAUAAACAUUGCAACAAGUAAGAUGAGAACUAUGUAAGAAAACUUUUCUUUUAAUGAUAAUUUUAUAAUUUAUUAAAUACGUUUCUUUAGAAUCAAGCGUUAGAAAAAUAUGUUCUGCAACAAUUUUAAAAACGUUUUCUUUUAGAGGUUUAAAUAAUAACUUUCAUUUCUAGGAAAUCAUAAUCGUGACUUUAAUAGAUAUAUUUUAUUAUUUAACAUAAUUUACAGUAAAAUUACAUACAUCAUAUGCAGACAAUUUUUCUGCAAUAUUAUGUUCAACAUUAGAUGCAUUGGAACAGUAGUACCUUGUAGUUUAGUCUCAUUGAAAGCUCAAAGUGCCACAAGCUCUAACUUAUUUCAUAGAUACACUCUAU
Molecule: messenger RNA, 1569 nt
Organism: Nasonia vitripennis (jewel wasp)
Lineage: Eukaryota; Metazoa; Arthropoda; Insecta; Hymenoptera; Pteromalidae
Gene: Alg13
Product: UDP-N-acetylglucosamine transferase subunit ALG13 homolog
Exons: 3
Coding region: 663-1166 (167 amino acids)
Biological process (GO): dolichol-linked oligosaccharide biosynthetic process
Molecular function (GO): hexosyltransferase activity
Source: RefSeq, a predicted model, not a curated record